CCUCCAAUUUCACGUUACAGCAUCAAUUGGUUCCUUUCAACGACGACAGAGAGCACAACGUUACGAACACGGAUCAUGAAAUAUAGGAAUAGGAAUAUGGUAUUCGGUUUCUGGAAUUCGAAGAGUGAGGGCGUGAAUACACAAGCUAGUCAACUAUGAUUGUUAAUGUUCGUUACCAAAAAACAACUAGUGACACUGUACUGGUGUAAUGAUAGUUGAGAGCGAGUUCAAGCCUGGGCCAAAAUACUGGGAGACAAGCUUUGGGAUCUGGGUCAAAUCUGUGGCUUCAGUGAACUGGAGAGGAAAUCUGGACAACCUUACUUCUACACAAUGCAGUUUAAGGUGGAGAUUAAGAAUGAUAGAGCACUUGUGCAGGAAAUUGCUACAAGCAUUCACAACAUGACCCAGUUGAAGCUGAGUGCUAUUCGGCGUAUUGCAAAGAAUGCAGAAACACUGGCCCUCAAAUUGAAUCAAGGGAACGAAAAUUACACAUUUUAUGGAAAUAAAGCAUAUGACCCAGAUGGUGUGCCUCUGGAAAAAGUUCAUUAUUUAAACUGCACACCAAACCGACACUUCUAUGGUGAAAAUGUCAACACUGACUUCAGCUCCGUACAUGUUCCUAUCAACAUAUACCAUAGAGCACCUGACAUUCUGAAAGUAAUUGAAUGGACUGAGGACCUGGAAGCAAUCUUCAAGAGUAACUAUGAGCAGGAUCCUUCAUUGUCAUGGCAAUAUUUUGGUAGUUCAUCAGGCAUUAUGAGGCAAUACCCAGGUGUGUUCUGGAAUGACUCCCUAGUGGACACAUUUGAUUGUCGAAUGAGAUUAUGGUAUAUUGGUGCCUCAUUAAGUCCAAAAGAUGUUAUCAUCCUGGUGGAUAACUCAGGUUCUAUGACGGGAACAAACAAAGAGACUGCCAGGCAUCUUGUCAACAACAUCUUGGAGACACUUGGAAGCAAUGACUUUGUCAAUGUGCUGAAGUUCAGUGAUACCACUGAGCCAGUUAUAAAGUGCUUCAGGAACAUUAGUCUUGUACAGGCAACUUUAGGAAAUGUGAGAGAACUGAAACUGGCAAUGAAGACAAUGAAAGCAGAAAGGAUGGCAGACUUCCGUUUGGCUCUCACAAAAGCAUUUGAAUUAUUCAAUAUGUCACUUGAGAAGAACUUGGGAGCAUCGUGUAACCGAGCAAUUAUGGUAAUUACUGAUGGUAUGCCUGACAUCUAUAAGGACAUCUUUGAUGAAUAUAACUGGAAGGCUGACAUGCAUGUCCGUAUGUUCACAUUCCGCAUCGGCGAUGAGGAAACAGGAGCUCGUGAGAUGCAGUGGAUAGCUUGUAAUAAUAAUGGGUACUUUGUGUCGCUCAGCCAACAGGCUGAAGUGCGGGAAAAGGUCCUACGCUACAUGCCUGUCAUGUCUCGACCUUUUGUUCUCUUGGGAGAGCGACCUGUCAGCUGGACUCCUAUUUAUGCCAAUCUUGCAGAUCCCCAGCUCACAGAUUUAUUGUGGGUGCAACAUCAGAAUAAGGAGCAGAUUAAUGUGACUCGUUACUGCUACUUUCCAAAGAAGUUUCCAAGCCAUACAUACAGAGCUACUGGCAAGGUUUUCAAGAACUGCUCUGAGGAGCUAGAGAUCAGAAGGGAACAGGACCCAACCCAGAAUACCUUGGCAUACCACUAUGUCAUAUCUGUCUCGAUGCCUGUGCUAGAUGUUGGAGAAAAUAAGAUAAAGACGGCACAGAUUGUGGGUGUUGCUGGCACUGACAUUCCUAUUGAGGAUAUCAAGAAACUCUUAUUAUCCCACAAGGUGGGAGUGAAUGGCUAUGUCUUCAUGAUAACAAAUAAUGGUCACUUACUCAUACAUCCAGACUUGCGACCAGAGUUUCUGGGCAUCCUGAAACCAAGUUACAACAGUGUGGACCUAACAGAAGUGGAACAUGUGGAUGAUGACAGCAUCACAAUAGGACAUUCAGACCCUGGGCUCAUUGAGAUGAGAAAAGCUAUGAUUGAUCAAGAGUAUGGCAAGAAGAAUUUGCUGCUGAAAUACCAUUUUGACCAUAUGAAGAGAAUCUCCACAGUGAGGCGACAGUACACCCACACUGGCAUCAAGGAUACACCUUUCUCUGUAGGAGUUGCACUACCAUACCCAUAUGGCUUGCACAUUGCACACCCUCUAGAAGACAAACUCAAGAUGCUUACCACAAGGAAACCAACACGUAAUUAUAAAGACUUGAUUAAACAAGUACGUGAGUUUUCAGAAGAUGGAAACUGGACUGUCCAUCCAGAUUGGGUUUACUGCAAGUACCAUUAUGACACAGUACAUGACUUCAGAAGUUCUGAGGAAGAACUUCGGCACUUUCUGGAAAUUUUGGAUGCAGGGAAGGGGUUUCAAUGUUCACCAGUAAGGCACCUCAUACCCCCUGAACAGAUGAAUAGUGCACCAUACCCAAAAGUAAAAAUGGAUUCUUGUUAUUGUGAUGUGGAACUAUUGAAUUCACUGAUACAUGAUGCCAUUGAAACAAGAUUUUGGUCCAAAAGGAACAUCAUUAUGAAGCAGGAUAAAUUUAUCAAAGAAUUUGGAGUUACUGUGGUGUUUCUUGCAACUCACAGUGGUCUUACCAGAUGGCAACCUUUCCAAGACAACACAGAAACCAGUGACUUCAAGGAGACACAUACCCACACUAUAGAUGAGGUAUGGUACCAACGAGCUGUGGAUUUACAGGACAAGGGUGGUACUUUUGUCUACUCUGUGCCAUUCUCAGAUGGUCGAGGAGACAACAGCAGUGUCUUAGUCACUGCAAGUUAUGCAGUGUUCACUGAGGACAAGAAGGUUCCUUUGGCUGUUCUAGGAUACCAAUUUGAACACUUCAAAUUGUUCAGCGAGUUUUACAGCAUAACAUCUAAGUGUACUGGUUGCACCAGCUGCAGUUCAGAUGAACUGAUGUGCUACAUCCUAGACAACAAUGGUUUCAUAGUGGUGUCUGAAGAGAUCAGUGAAACAGGAAAGUUUUUCGGUGAAGUGGAGGGCAAUGUCAUGAAGAUGCUAAUCCAGGAAAAAGUUUUUAGAAAAGUUCAAAUUAUUGAUUACCAGGCCAUCUGCUUACGUGAAGAUGAAAGUACAAGCCAUGCAUCACUCCUGAUCACACCAAUGCAGCACUUCCACCAUAUGCUUGAAUGGCUCAUAGGCACAACAGUCUGGCUGUUUGCUGAAAUCAGUCCGUGGCAUGGAAGUUUGACAGAUGCUGCAAAGGUAAAGCCAACACAGUUACCGAAGGAGUAUGCAAGGAUCAACCGCACUCAUCUGGAACCAUGUAUCAAGGAGUUGGACUUGUACCAACUGCAGAAUAUCACAUAUAUGAACACCAAGGUUAUCAGUUCAAGCAGCUGUUCACAGUACACAGUAGUGCAGAAGUUGUCCCACAGCAACUUGAUUCUUGUGGUGGUGGAUGGCCUAUGCUCAGACGACUCCUGGACAAAUGUGAGAAUAAAAAUGGAAGUAAAAGACUCAAACAUAUUCUGUAUGAAGGCUACGAAAGAUGAGUUGGCUCGGAAACGACCCAAAACCUGCAUUGGCAGAGACAACAAGGCUGAGAAAUUGCAGGAACCCCACAUUGCAGAAUGUGGGUGUCAUCCACAAUUCGAAGUUGAUAUCUUCCUUAUGCUGAUCUGCUGGUGUGUAGGAGUCAUCAGUUCCACACAGCACUGACAGUUGUGUCAGCAACGGAGUGCAUUUGUCCAUGGUAAAAAUAUACAUCUGUCCCUGUAACAGGCUGUGGAGGCCCAUAGGGUUGUGAGAUAUUGAGGGUACCACAUUUUAUAAAAAUUGGCUGACAGAUGGUCGUGAGGUUGAUUUUGUCCAUGGUACAUUUACUGAUACCAAUAAACAAUAGCAACAGAAAAUUUCUAGUUUUUACAUAACAUAUGAUGUAUUGCUUAAUAUGAUUAACUUUACUGAUUGACAAACAACACAAAACUUUCAGGCUUAAACCUUUUAGUUGCAAAUGUGCAAUUUACCUAGUUACAGUCAGUGUUUGAAACUGGGGAAAAUGAAGAGUGAAAAAUAUAUAUUACUUUAUCUCAUACAAGUAUCUGUUUUAUAUGACAAUGAAAGAAAAACUCCUGGAUGUCAUAUAGUUACCUACUUGGCUCACUGGUUCAUAAGGUAUUUAAUGACAUGACUAAAUAUUAUAUAAAACUUACUUAUCCAUUAAAAUCAUAAGAUAAAUUCUGUCAUGAUAAUGGCAUUCUUUGAAGUAAAUUUAAGGAAAAUAAAAAGGCAAGGUUUAUGAAUUUUUUCAUAAGAGUUUCCACUAUCUAACCAAGGUAAAUGAAGUAGAAGAUAUAACACUUUAAGCCUUAGGCAUUUCAAUGUUUAAAUGUCUCAUUGUCAGGUUUAAAGUGUUACAAAAGUACAACUUCAUUAGUUUUCAGAAAAGGUUUUCUUUUUGGAAACAUUAGACACACUCACUCAAGUUUGAAAGAAUAUGUGCUUAUAAGUUGCAUUACAGAAGCAACUCUGACAGAAGUACAUACACGAUGUACACAUAUAAUCACUUACACAUGUGUAUAUAGUUUUUCUCCAGUUUCCGGCUUUUGUACUUCCACUGAUGCAUUUUUAUAUCUUCACUGGGAAUUGCCUGCUCAUUCAGACUGCACAGCAAGAGUACUGUAGUGAAAAUGAUCUCUUUCUUUUUUUAUCCCACAGGUCUGUCUGCAAUAGUUUAUUGUCCCUUCAUCAUUGAAUAGGCCUUCUGGAACUUAUAUGCAGAAUUGUUUUUUCUUUCUGUUUGUGAUUUAUUUUAUGAUGCUCUCUGUAACUCAGACUUUACUGUGUCUAUCAACAUUUAAAGCUCUGCUGUGUUCAGCAUUACUGGGUCUGUCCUUCCAUAUAUGCCCAGAUUUGAAUCAUAACAGCUUCCAACAUCGUACUGCCACAUGUAGGGGGGUACGCAUGUUGAAAAUAACGGGUUCUAGAUAUGAUGAUUGGAUUUAUUAACACUUUGGUUACAAU
Cryptotermes secundus is the source of this 5004-nucleotide messenger RNA. RefSeq names its product voltage-dependent calcium channel subunit alpha-2/delta-3. Gene Ontology annotation, molecular function: voltage-gated calcium channel activity. Bases 331 to 3699 code for a protein of 1122 amino acids. Gene Ontology annotation, cellular component: voltage-gated calcium channel complex. Lineage: Eukaryota; Metazoa; Arthropoda; Insecta; Blattodea; Kalotermitidae. The transcript has 28 exons. The record is from RefSeq and is a predicted model, not a curated record.